This is a messenger RNA of Esox lucius (northern pike), 1359 nucleotides long. It is a transcript of the gene med28, whose product is annotated as mediator complex subunit 28. The record is from RefSeq and is a predicted model, not a curated record. NCBI's taxonomy places the organism in Eukaryota, Metazoa, Chordata, Actinopteri, Esociformes, Esocidae. Gene Ontology annotation, cellular component: mediator complex. The transcript is spliced from 5 exons. Bases 47 to 598 code for a protein of 183 amino acids.
AGAAUUGAGAUCUUCCCAUUUACGCCGUAGCUACUUUUCCACAAAAAUGUCUUCCUCCAUGGGCAGCGGGAUGUUUCCCGGCCAGCAGCCGCCUGGUUCUCACCCUGUCGGUGGACCUGGAGGACCGGGUCAGUCGGGACUACUUUCCGGAGCUCCGGGAAACCGAAGCCAGGGCGCCAAUACUUUGGUGGACGACCUGGAGGCUUCUUUCGAGGCUUGCUUUGCGUCACUUGUGAGUCAAGACUACGUGAACGGAACUGAUCAAGAGGAGAUCCGAACCGGUGUGGACCAGUGUAUUCAGAAAUUUCUGGACGUUGCCAGACAGACGGAGUGUUUCUUUCUGCAGAAGCGUCUUCAGUUAUCAGUCCAGAAACCAGAACAGGUGAUCAAAGAGGAUGUAUCUGAGCUUCGUAAUGAGCUCCAGAGGAAAGAGUUGCUGGUUCAGAAACACCUUUCUAAGCUGCACCAUUGGCAACAGGUCCUGGAGGAUGUUAGCAUCCAGCAUCGUAAACCUUCAGAUCUCCCUCCACCUGGACCCCUUGCCUUCCUGGAGCAGGCCUCCGCCAGCCUCCCCCCUGCCCCACUCAAACAGACUUAACACACACCUCCUCCAGCCUCCCCCCUGCCCCACUCAAACAGACUUAACACACACCUCCUCCAGCCUCCCCCUGCCCCACUCAAACAGACUUAACACACACCACCUCCAGCCUCCUCCCUGCCCCACUCAAACAGACUUAACACACACCUCCUCCAGCCUCCUCCCUGCCCCACUCAAACAGACUUAACACACACCACCUCCAGCCUCCUCCCUGCCCCACUCAAACAGACUUAACACACACCACCUCCAGCCUCCUCCCUGCCCCACUCAAACAGACUUAACACACAUCACCUCCAGCCUCCUCCUUGCCCCACUCAAACAGACUUAACACACACCUCCUCCAGCCUCCCCCUGCCCCACUCAAACAGACUUAACACACACCUCCUCCAGCCUCCUCCCUGCCCCACUCAAACAGACUUAACACACACCACCUCCAGCCUCCUCCCUGCCCCACUCAAACAGACUUAACACACACCACCUCCAGCCUCCUCCCUGCCCCACUCAAACAGACUUAACACACACCUCCUCCAGCCUCCCCCUGCCCCACUCAAACAGACUUAACACACACCACCUCCAGCCUCCUCCCUGCCCCACUCAAACAGACUUAACACACACCACCUCCAGCCUCCUCCCUGCCCCACUCAAACAGACUUAACACACACCUCCUCCAGCCUCCCCCUGCCCCAGCGAAAGUUGUCUUACUUUAUAUUUCUGUAAAUAUUUCUUCUGUUUUGUACCAAGAAUAAAUGUUUUGAUCAGAA